Messenger RNA from Trematosphaeria pertusa, 5208 nucleotides. RefSeq lists its product as uncharacterized. Bases 64 to 4920 code for a protein of 1618 amino acids. The record is from RefSeq and is a predicted model, not a curated record. The transcript is spliced from 3 exons. Gene Ontology annotation, molecular function: actin filament binding; phosphatidylinositol-4,5-bisphosphate binding. Gene Ontology annotation, biological process: barbed-end actin filament capping; actin filament severing. Lineage: Eukaryota; Fungi; Ascomycota; Dothideomycetes; Pleosporales; Trematosphaeriaceae.
CUGCGGUGCUUCACCCUCGCGCGCUGCUGUGUUGUCCCGCGUCCUGGCGUGUUUACCGUCCACAUGGCCGAGGAGCUGGACCCCAAGGAGUGGCUGCAGCGCGUGCAGCAGCUAAAGGAUCAGCGCGACGAGCAGGACGCUGAGCGGGUCAAGAAGCUGGAGGAAGAACUAAUCCAGGGCCGGAGCGAGAGACUAGCCCGACGAGCAGAACGCGCGCGUUCGCUCUCUCCCGACAAGCCUUCCACACCGCAAUCGCUACGCUCCGGAGCCGGCACGCCUCGAAAUAUACAGGAAAAGGCUGCGGACACGCCUACGCCGGUCAUGGAGCCGCCCUCGCAGCAAGCGGCACGAGAAGACUCGCUUCAACGCCUGACGGGCUCGCCUGCACAGGCCCUCGAGGACGAUGAGCCGAAAAAGCCUGCACCCAGCGCUGCCGCGUUGGGGCGCUCUGGCACGCUCUCGUGGCAGCGAAGGCCGCAAUCAGGCAGCAUACGACGGCCAAUUUCGGUCACAGCAUCCUCGGCUGACAAAAUCGUUGCUAGCUCGCCGCAUGAGACCCCCGAGCCUUCCUCUCCCGAAUCGGCCGUUUCGCGCAAUCAGAUAGCACAAUCGCUGGGGGCAAAAGAUCCCUCAUGGUUCAGACAGACACCGGACCGAGGGGUUGGUUCAGCGGCAUUCAGGCGGAACCAGGAGGAAAAUACCUCCGAGGCGGGCUCAGCGUCUGGGAGGAGACAGCUUCCGGGCAUGUCGCGAGAGUCCACAGCGGAGCCAGAGGCGGCGAGCCCACCUCCGGAGAGCGUCCUCUCAAGCGGCUCUGUCCGCGGAAGUGCUGCAUGGAGCAACCGCUUCUCGUCCAAUACAUCUUUGUCUGGGGGUGAUGCUGAGACGGCUGGCAAAGCCAAGUCGCCGCUGCCCGUUCUGGAAUCGCAAAAGUUUGCUCCUCCAUCGGAACAAGUGUCCUCAAUCGAUGGCGGGGAUCGUCCAGGCUCCGCGCGGGGUCUCGCAAUGUCACCGACCCAAGGGCGGAUAUCCCCUGAACGCACUGAGCGUCCUGUAUCCCCAACCAAGGGCAUGGGCGGCUUUGUGCAAAGCGCGAUGCUUAAGCGCAGCGACAGCGUAAAUAAGAGAUGGAGCGCGCAGGUACCUCAGAGUCCGAGCAGACAGAACUCCACCUUGAGCAACCGGGGGAGCACGUAUGGUGCGCCAUCAAAGGCAGAUUCAAGGCCCAGCAGCCUCAGUCGAGAUAACUCGAUGGAGCCUUCUUCGCGUCCCGGCUCUAGCUCCAGCAACCUCACAAUCACUAAGGAUGCUACCGACGGCAUACAGAAAGGAGAGUUCGCCAAGCCUCCACUUCCGCAUCACAGCCGAAGCAAGUCUGUUGCAUCGACAUUCAGCGAGGACAAUCGACAGCAAGACGAGACUUCUCCGCCAAGUCCAUCGAAGCGAUGGAGUCCUACGAAAUCGAGUUGGUUGGAGCGCGCGCUGAAUAAACCAGAGUCUCCAAAGCCGAAACAACCGCCUCCACAGCAGCCCGCUUGGAUGUCUGAGAUCAAUCGCAUUAAACAGCAACGUGGCAGUGUUGAUCUGGCCAAGGGAAGCCCUCUGCAUAGCCCGCCGGCAGAUCCCGCAAGCUCUGGGAGAUCAUCACCAAUCAAGGACGUCCAGCUGAAGCCCGUGAGUCUCCGCAAGUCUGAUUCUCCAAAGAAGGAAGAGCCUACCGAGCCCGAGAAAGAUCUAAAGCCGUUGCAACCGUUGCCGAAAGCGAAACCCGUGCUAUCUCCAAAACCAUCAGUUGCUGCCAAAAGCGAAGCGGAACAAGUAAAAGACUCACCAUCCUCGAAAGAGGAUCGUGAAGACUCUAAAGAGGUCCCUAUCACAACCGAACCGAAGCCAAAACCAUCUACCCUCCGUGCUUCGAAGGAGUCACCGCUUGCUUCGCCCGCAGCAAAACCUAAGCCGGAUACUCCACCCAAGAAGGAUUUUCGCGCCAAUCUCAAGUCACGUCAGAACGUAUCAGAUGCUACAAAGCAGGACGUGGUUCCAGAAUUCCAGAGCGUCUUCGGAAAGCUCAAACGGACCGAGACGAAGAACUAUGUUGCUCCAGAUACCCUCAAGGAUAACAUUCUCCGUGGGAAGCAAGGAUUGAACUUCACUGGAGGUCCAAAGCCUUCUGUUCGCCGCGAUGAGUUCAAGGAAAGCUUGAUAAGCCAGAAGGCAGCGAUGCUAGCCAAGGCUCAAGAGACGGGGUCUGUUGUGCACAAGAAGACAGGUAGCUCGUCCCAGCAAUCCGCCACUCCUGAAGCAAUUGCUAUAAGGAAAAAUCUUGGCCGAUCAGACAGCAUGCCGAAGCCUCCACCCCCGAAGGAGAAGGAAGCUACACCCGAAGCGCUCGCCCGGCAACAGAGCCUUCGAACGAGUAAACCCGUAGUACCGGAGAAACACAGCCAAGCUACGUCACCGUUGGUGUCAAAGGAGCCUAUUAGGUCUAGCAAGCUUGCGGAUCGAUUCAAUCCUGCUCUUGCCGGUAUACUUGCGCGAGGCCCACCUACCGUAGCUAAUAGUUCAGCUACAGCAAGUUCAAGCGCAAGUGAAACGACCUCCAAACCUGCAGAAGAGAAGCCAGGACCAGGUCCGGAACUAUCACACAUGACGAAGGGAAGAGCUCGAGGGCCAAAGAGGCGAGCACCAGGCGCAAAGCAGGCCGCAUCCAAAGCAGAGACAGCUCCCCGUGAGGUCGCCCCAGAAAAGGUGACUCCAGUUGCCGCUAUUCCGUUGGUCAAAGCCGAGCAUAUUCUUACAAGUUCUGAACCUUCUAACGAAACCCUAGAGGAACUUCCAGUGGCGAGGACACCAGCGAGGGAGUCGCUCAAGGAGAAACCUGCAAUGCCAGCGAAGUCGCCGGAUCUAACUAGGAAGCUCGAGAAAUCACCGUCCCCAGAGCUCCCCAAAAAGCCCGCAUCAUUAGAGCUCGACCGAAGGGUUUCGGCAGGACUAAAUAUCGCACCGAAAAAGUCCUCCAUACCAGAUCCCGUAGAAGCGCCCAGGCCGUCACCAUUACAGUCCAACAAAGUCUCCUCGUCGCAGUCAUCAAGACCAUUACCCACCCCUUCUGCUAAACCGGAGCCGCAAGCCCUUAAAGAAAUUUCCGCACCGAACACUGAAGUCUCCCCAGCGAAGCGUGAGCCUUCUCCGGAAAAGCCGGCGUUCUCCGUGAAAAGCGCCACGGCGUUGUGGGGCCGACAGUCCGCCUCCUCAUCGCCUGCCCCGACAAGGACUAGGUCGCCGAUCAAACUGCCCACGAAGGCUGACGAAGAAACCGCCCUGGAGAACGCGGGCCUUGUCCGAGCAGCCGAACAAACUGAGACACCGCAGCCAAGGCCUCAAGCACCAAAACCCAAGCCCAUUGGUCUCGGGCUAGGGAGCCUGGGAAGCUUGGGUGGGCUUGUGGCCUCUAGAUCAAGGGAGUCAAGCCCGCCCAAGCCUCAUUCAGCAAAGCCAUUCCCUAUCUCUCCACCGGCGAGCGGUGAUAGGCCUCAAUCUGAGCCCUUCAAAGCGUCACCCAUGCCCGAGAAAGCCGAAGGCAUCUUCUCGGAGUUCUUUGACGAAGCUCCCGUUACCUCAGGCGAACUUCCAGAGAACAUUGACACAACCCAUAUCCUGAAGAAUCCACCGAUAGACUUGGGUCCCUCAGGAAAGAUUAGGACGCUUCGUAAGCAGAUCCACGAGGUAACAGGUGAUGGAAAGCUGUCGGCCCUUCCUAUGCAAGAGGAACAUGUCCUAUUCCAGGACUCCAUGUAUCUCUGCACCCACAUUUUCGGAGACUCAAAGGGCGCGAGGACAACCGAAGUCUAUCUCUGGUCCGGUAACGGUGUCGCAGAACCAACAUUAGAGGACGUCCAGGUUUUCGCGCGAAAUUACGCAAAGCAAAAUCAAGGGAAGGUUGUGGGGAUGCGACAAGGCAAGGAAACGCCCAACUUCUUCGAAGCCCUUGGUGGCAUUGUCAUCACAAGACGCGGAUCGCGCCCAGCCCUGAAGGAGUACAUGCUUUGCGGACGUAGACAUCUGGGUCACAUCGCUUUUGACGAAGUCGAUUUCUCCUUGAAGAGUCUCUGCUCAGGAUAUGCAUACAUCAUUUCUACCGAGGCAGGAAAGGUAUAUCUCUGGAAAGGUCGCGGAUGCUCAGCGGAAGAGCUGUCGGGCGCCCGUCUGAUGGGAAUGGAUCUCGCUCCCACUGGCGACUUUACCGAGAUUGACGAAGGCUCUGAGCCCCCAGAGCUGUUCAAUAUCUUCCCUCCCCAGGAAGGAAAAGGCCCUGCGAUUCCCCGCUCAGCAGACCAUUGGCGCUACAAAGCCACGGCCGACCGGUAUCGAACGCGGUUGUUCAAAAUCGAGCAGCAGCAAUCUUCCGGAUGGGGCCAGAGCCUGCAGGUGAGCUCAUUCUUUGCCCCGCUGCUGCGCCGCCCCUCGUGGCAGUCGUUGACUGGAGACAAACCCGCUGAACGGCCACAGACGCCCAGUACGCCCAAAUCCCCGCUUCCACCCGGAAUGACGACCAAGGUCGUGGAGAUUAUGCCCUUCUGUCAGCGGGAUCUGGAGCCUGAGUACAUCUAUGUGCUGGAUGCCUUCUUUGAAAUAUACAUCAUUGUUGGCUCGCUUUCACGCACCCAAGCUCAUGCAUUCUCCACAGCGCUCAUGUUCGCCCAAGACUACGGCAUCCUCGCCGUUUCCGAAGAAGACCGACCAUUCAUGCCAGUCACCACGAUUGUUCUCGAAGGUGUGCCUAGGGACAUGAAAGCAGUGUUCCGCUUCUGGGACGAUUCAAUCAUACCGGCAGCUGGGCUGAUGCGCGGCAAGCUUGGCCGCGGCAAGAGCUUGAGGAUUGUUGGCUUGGAGAAGGCUAUCGAAGCUACGAGACGUUGAGCGUUCUUCCCUUGAGUAUCUGGUUUCUUGGUUGGGCCGACAUGCAUACUAUGGUAUGAAACGGGCAUGUUGAAACGAAAUCGAUGUUCUCUAUGUGGUGAUAAUGAUGGGGACGACCUUUGUGCUUCUUGGAUGUAUUAUCGAUUGAUUUGUUGGUGUUUCUGUGGUGUACACUAUAGGCACAGGUAGUGGAGGCGCUGGCGCAUUGGGUAGUCGAUUUUUGGGUACAUGGUUUCCUGCUCCUAUGGGGCAUUCAAAAUAUGUCGACGUCAAUGCAUCGAAUGGCAC